Molecule: messenger RNA, 1203 nt
Organism: Peromyscus eremicus (cactus mouse)
Lineage: Eukaryota; Metazoa; Chordata; Mammalia; Rodentia; Cricetidae
Product: histone H2AX
Exons: 2
Coding region: 85-516 (143 amino acids)
Biological process (GO): DNA damage response
Cellular component (GO): nucleosome
Molecular function (GO): DNA binding; protein heterodimerization activity; structural constituent of chromatin
Source: RefSeq, a predicted model, not a curated record
CGCGCGGCGACAGUUGACUGCGGCGGUUGGCAGUUGGUCUGCUUCGUCGGUGUUCGCUCUCUCUGCCCUUCUACCUCGUACACGAUGUCGGGUCGCGGCAAGACCGGAGGCAAGGCCCGCGCCAAGGCCAAGUCGCGCUCAUCGCGCGCCGGCCUGCAGUUCCCGGUGGGGCGCGUGCACCGGCUGCUGCGGAAGGGCCACUACGCCGAGCGCGUGGGCGCCGGCGCGCCCGUGUACCUGGCGGCCGUGCUCGAGUACCUGACGGCCGAGAUCCUGGAGCUGGCGGGCAACGCGGCCCGGGACAACAAGAAGACGCGCAUCAUCCCGCGCCACCUGCAGCUGGCCAUCCGCAACGACGAGGAGCUCAACAAGCUCCUGGGCGGCGUGACGAUCGCGCAGGGCGGCGUCCUGCCCAACAUCCAGGCCGUGCUGCUGCCCAAGAAGACCAGCGCCACCGUGGGGCCCAAGGCGCCGGCGGGCGGCAAGAAGGCCACCCAGGCCUCGCAGGAGUACUAAGGGAGCCCGCGCCGUGGCCGCCCAGCCCUCCCCACACCUUCACAAAGGCCCUUUUCAGGGCCACCACUUCCCUCACAGAAAGAGCUGAGCCACUUAGGGCCGCGGGCCGGGCCGCCUCGCCCCCGUUCUCUCCUGUUUUCUUCUGCCCUCGCGCGUUUCUGCCUCCCUUUUCCCCUGCACGGCCUCCGGGUCAGCCACGGAGGACGCGGGCGCCGCGGCACCUGCCCAUCCAUCCCGGAGCUUCGCCGAUCUCCGCCUUCGAUGGGCCGCGCGGAGAGGCUGCGACACCUUCCAGAAGUCUCGUCUUGUUGCUGUGACGUACGGCCGAGGUGGGCCUGAAGGCCGGUGUGUGGUGUGGCCGGGACAAAAAUCACUGUAUUACGAACCGAUUUUCCCCAGGAUGCCUCCUGGAAAGGGUUUGGGAGAAGCUUACAGGCCUGUGGACAGAAGAGCUGUGUUCCUGCCGCAGGAGACUGGCAGCCGGGCCUAGCCAUCCCCUUUUCUCCCCAGCGACUCAACUCAACCCAAACACCUAGAUACCAGCACAAGUCGGUGAAAUCCCUCUCUGGACUGAGCCUCUGUUGGCUUCUGAACUGGAAUUUUGCAGCUAUCCCAAGUUUAGAACCUUAGGUAGUGGGGAGUUCCGAUGGGCUAAUUUUAUUAAAGGAUUGUUUGGUUUUUUAAAAA